CAUUCAAGCGCCGGAAAAGUCGCGAUUGGAAUGUGCGCUGGUCGAGUUCAAACGACUUGAGGCGCGAUGYGGCGCUAUGUUGGACGACGGCGGGUGGUUGGGAGCGUUCAGGCGCAAACUACAAUUCUCGUCCGGUGCCGCCACCGCGGGCGUGGACCACUACGACGGACAGAUCGCGCUGGCCGACGUCACCCUGUGCAUAGUCGGACUGAUGGUCGUCAAGGUCAUGAACGGGUACAAUGUGGGCCACAUGGCCACCGCCAAAACGGUAUACACGUUGCGGCGUGCCUGGAAAAUGUACCAACAGUGUUAUGCCUCUCUGCUGGACGUAUACCGCACCGUUUACGACUUGGACCCCGACGACAACACUCCAAGGUGGCCGCCAGUUUUGAAACGCAGACAAUCCACGUCUGCCACCUCGUUGGCUUCGACGUCAAACAUAGGAAGUCGUAUGCAUCGCUCGGCUACCACGUCGUUUGUAACUUUACGUCAAGAUUGUGUAUCAAACGGGAUGUCUAAGGACGUUGUUAGAUUGAUGGCAGCGGUCAGUGUGGGAUAUGGAGCUUUUAAUUUGAUGUUAUCAUUAAUGUCGCCAAUGGUAAUCCCUUUAAUCGGGAUGUUGGGGUUUCGUGGAAAUCGCCGAACCGGUUUAGAAGCUUUAGCGUUUGCYAAAAACGGGUCCGACGUACACGCACCGUUAGCAUGGUUGAUCCUUUCAUGGUAUCACAUGAUGGGAAACACAGAUUACUUGUUCGACGGUCCACAAUCUCGAGAAGAYGAAACUUACGUCAAGGAAUCGGAACAAUUAGUAUGUAAUCCACCUGAAGAGUUCCUAAACUCGACAUGUCUGCAAUACUUUAUUGGGCGAUCGCAUUAUCUCAAGGGUGAUUUAGAACGAUCAAUACGAGCGUACGAGAUUGGAUCAACCGUUGUAGUUGAUAAUUCUUUUGUAAGUAUGAAAACAUUGUGUUUACAUGAGUUAGGUUUCAUGUAUGCAAUUAAAUUGGAUUGGAUGGCUGCGUAUAAAAAAUUCGCAAGUGUAGCAGAAGUGUGGAUGAGGCAGUAUCAUUACUUUAUGGCUACAGUGUGCGCAGGCGCGGCGGGCGAUACCACUACGGCCGAGCUGAUGAGACGGCGUGCUUACGAAGCAGUCAACGGUUACARGUUGAAUACUUGUCAGGGAACGAUGUACAGCUUCAUGGAGAGCAAGGAGACYCAGGUGGCCGAAGCGUUGCGGUGGACGGCGGCGGCCUCGGGCGGAGACGACGCCGACCGCAAUCAUGAUGACGAUGACGGCCGGCGACACUGCCGUCUGAUCGCUUACGAGGUGCUGUACGUCAAGUACGGCGUGGCCAAGUGGCCGGUGGACUCACUGCACGCCGUCCUUUCUGAUUGUCAAGAAGCUGAAGACGACGACAACACCAUGUGGUACACAAAACAAYUGCUGACAAUCGUCUGUCGAAGAGUUCUGAGUUUUGUCGAUGACCACUGUCAUUCCCUGAUCGAAAUUGUUGAAAAUAUGGACCGAAACCAGCGGCGUGAUCACUUGUACGCAUAUGGAGUAUAUGAACUGACCGCCGAACAGAUCAGACACGUCGAAACUAUAGACGAAGGCAAACGAACAGUCCAAAAAUUAAAGGAUUUAAAACGAGAUUACCAUUUUCAGUACUUCUACGAUAUGCGAUGUGUCUCAUUGCAAGCGUACRUACAAAAACUGAAUGUCAGGUGACGAUUUUUUAACUACUACAACAUGAUGAAGUGCGAGAAACAAUGUUUUUAUAAACUUAUUAUUAUUGAUCAAUUUAUUUUGUAUUA
Messenger RNA from Diuraphis noxia (Russian wheat aphid), 1815 nucleotides. RefSeq names its product tetratricopeptide repeat protein 39C-like. Lineage: Eukaryota; Metazoa; Arthropoda; Insecta; Hemiptera; Aphididae. Gene Ontology annotation, biological process: cilium assembly. The record is from RefSeq and is a predicted model, not a curated record.